Molecule: messenger RNA, 1419 nt
Organism: Tachyglossus aculeatus (Australian echidna)
Lineage: Eukaryota; Metazoa; Chordata; Mammalia; Monotremata; Tachyglossidae
Product: vomeronasal type-2 receptor 26-like
Biological process (GO): G protein-coupled receptor signaling pathway
Cellular component (GO): membrane
Molecular function (GO): G protein-coupled receptor activity
Source: RefSeq, a predicted model, not a curated record
AUGUCUGCCCUGAGUUACAGUGUGUACAAUGCCGUGUAUGCUGUUGUGCAGGGGCUUCAGGAGUUUCUCCUUUCCUGCUCAGACCUGGAAUAUCGGGGAAGCAGUGACUGUCUGGUUGUGGUUCAUCGACUUCAGGGAAAAGAGAACACGGUGCUAGGCACUGCAAACCUCCAUGUGUUUCUGAGAAAGGGUCAGUUUGACAAUCCUGCUGGGGAACUGGUGAUUCUGGACGAGAAUCGCAGAUCUGCUGAAAAUUAUGACAUUCUGAACUUUGUGAUUUUUCCCAAUGGAAAUGGUGAGUUGGUGAAAGUUGGGGAGGUGGACCCCCAGGCACACUCAGACCAAGAUGUCGUUGUCAAUAAGGCAACGAUCAUAUGGCCUGGGGGAGGCUCUCAGGCUCCACAUUUGCAGUGCAGCAGGAGCUGUGGACCAGGAUUCAGAAAAUGCACCCAGCAAGGGGAGGCCGUCUGCCGUUAUUUUUGUGUCCAGCGUCCAGAGGGGGAGAUUUCCAAACAGACAGACAUGGAACAGUGUGUGGAGUGUCCUGAAGAUCAGUAUUCAAACACUGUGAGAGAUGGCUGCCUUGGCAAAGUGGUGACUUUCCUGUCCCCCAAAGAACCGUUGGGACUGAUCCUGGUCUGCAUGUCUCUCUCCUUCUCUCUCCUCACAGCCCUUGUUUUAGGGGUCUUUAUUAAGAACCGAGACACCUCCAUAGUCCGAGCCAAUAACCUCAAUCUCAGCUACACCCUCCUCAUCUCCCUCAAACUUUGCUUCCUCUGUGCCCUGACUUUCAUCGGCCAACCCACCACAGCCUCCUGCCUCCUCCACCAAACAGCUUUUGGCGUCAUGUUCACCGUGGCCGUCUCCUCCAUUUUGGCCAAGACCAUCACCGUGGUUAUGGCUUUCAGGGCCACGAGUGUGGGGAGCAGGGUCAGAAGGAGUGGGGUCCAGAGUCUCCUUCUCUUCUCAAUAGUUCUGUCCUGCUUUCUGGUCCAGGUGACCAUCUGUGUGAUCUGGCUGGGCACCGCUCCCCCUUUCCCAGAGGUGAACACACGCUCUGAGCCCAGACUCAUUAUCAUUGAGUGUAACGAGGGCUCCGUGAUUGCCUUCUACUGUGUCCUGGGCUACCUGGGCGUUCUGGCCCUGGUGAGCUUCACUGUGGCUUUCCUGGCCAGGAGGCUCCCCGACAGCUUCAAUGAGGUCAAGUUCAACAUGUUUGGCAUGCUGGUGCUCUGCAGCGUCUGGGCCUCCUUCCUCCCCGCAUACCAGGGCACCAAGGGGAAGGCCACAGUGGCCACAGAGAUCUUCUCCAUCCUGUCCUUCAGCGCUGGGCUUCUUGUCUGCACCUUUGUCCCUAAGUGCUACAUCAUCCUGCUGCAGCCUGACAGGAACACCCGGGAAUGGUUGAAGAAGAAAUGA